Mesorhabditis spiculigera is the source of this 2070-nucleotide messenger RNA. The record is from the annotation of a GenBank genome assembly. Lineage: Eukaryota; Metazoa; Nematoda; Chromadorea; Rhabditida; Rhabditidae.
AUGACUGACUUACUGGCAUUAGGCAACUGGCGACUAAACGGUGCUUGUGACGGACGCGGCGUCGCGCCGCUCGCUGAGGCACUUUGGGAGGGGAACGGCAUGGGGAGCUGUGGUGUUGUCAGAAGGCCCUCAACGGUAAAAGAUGAGGAUGACCGAUUUUUCGAGGAGCCCACGCCGUCCACGUCGAAAAAGGCCCAGGCGCUGAGCCCCUACAUGAACCGAAAGCCCGGUGCCGGCGAAUCUUACGAGCCCACCCACUUUGAACACCUUGCAAACGUCGGCACUCAUGGAGUCGGCAUCAUCCCGAGCAUCCUCGCCUUCUACUACAUCAUCGACGCGUCGCAUCGAGAUCUCCAAUACAUGCUGAUGGUCAUCUACGGCAUCUUCACCACCAUGCUCUUCUCGGCGUCGACCCUCUACCACUACUACGAAAUGAUUUACAGGCCCUUGAAGCAGAAACAACGUUUGCGGUACUACCUCCACAUCUGCGACCGCGCCGUCAUCUACUUGUUUAUUGCGGCUUCGUAUACGCCGUGGCUGACGCUGCGCCACUGCGGGUAUCCGGGGCUCAACCUGAAGUGGAUGAUUUGGGUCUUCGCCAUCCUCGGCAUCCUCUACCAGUACAAUUUUCAUGAAAAGUACAAGACGCUGGAGACGAUACUCUACGUCCUCGUCGCCACCAUUCCGUCGGUUGCCAUGUUCACGAUGAACGACCGCUCCGGAUUGGAGCUGAUGAUGGCCGGCGGGGUGGUGUACAUCAUGGGCGUGAUUUUCUUCAAACUCGACGGCGUCGUCCCGUUCGCCCACGCCAUCUGGCACGUCCACGUCUUACUUGGCUCUGCCGUGCACACGUACGCCGUCUACGUCUCGCUGAUCGGCCCUGACCAUCUGAAUCCAGUGCCAGACGUCUACGCCCCAGUCUCCUCGCCAGAACCAGCGCCCCCAUCGUCCCACGAGGCCAUCUACAACCAUUUUAAGGCGAUAUUCCCUGAGUUACCGCCAAAAGAUGAGCCUCUGCGAAGCGGCGACUACUAUUCGCUAGAGCAGAUUGAAAACUUCUUGCGCAGUGUGGCCAAGCUGCACAAGGAGACGACGAAGCUGCUGCAGGUUGGCACCAGCGAAGAGGGCCGUCAGAUUCUUGGAAUCCAGUUUGGCGUAAACCCUGCAAACCCGUACGUCGUCAUCGAUUCGGGAAUCCACGCCCGAGAAUGGACGGCCAUCCACGUGGCCUAUUUCCUCGUCGAGCAGUACAGCAACGGACUGUCGGAGGGCGAUCUGCAAGUUCGGGCGCUGGUGGACGCCUUCAACAUUGUCAUCAUCCCGGUGCUGAACCCCGAUGGGUUUAGUUUUACUUGGGAUGCGGAUGAGCAGCCUUUUAAGCACCGUCUUUGGCGCAAAAACCGUUCGCCAAAGCGCUGCACUGCCGAAGGCCGCUGCUGCGAGGGCGUCGACCUGAAUCGCAACUGGGACCUCGCCUUUUCCGCCAGCCAGGAUCCGUGCAGCGAUGUUUAUGCCGGACCAUCACCAUUCAGCGCCUCCGAGACCAGGACGUACAGUCGUUGGCUGCGAACUUUGCCGGCUCUUGAGGCCUACAUCGCGCUCCACUCUCACGGCCAAUUGUGGCUCUACCCCUACGCCUACGCUCAGAACACCUACACGCGAAACGUCGAGCGCACGAUCUACGUUGCGCAGAAGGCCAUCGACGCUAUUUACGCGUAUAACGGUACCCGCUAUGGUCACGCUACGCCCGCCGACGCUCUCUAUACCUCCACCGGCUCUUCGAUGGAUUGGGUGGAGCGCGAGCUGGAGCCCGAGUUUGCCUACACGAUCGAAGUUCGGCCAGUGACACAAGAAUACGGCUUCAUCCUGGAAAAGGAUCUCUUGUUGCCGGCGUCCAAGGAAAUUGCCAUCGGCAUCAACGUAGUUUUGACGGAGGCGAUGGGCUUCCGGCAGACGCCGUUCCGCUUCACCGGCUCAACCCCGAAGCCCCAGAAACAUAUCCUGGAGCAACGCGACCCACCGGUCGACGAGCCGCUCGACGAGAAUUGGAUGAAGUGGCUGAACGACAAC